Molecule: messenger RNA, 2486 nt
Organism: Urocitellus parryii (Arctic ground squirrel)
Lineage: Eukaryota; Metazoa; Chordata; Mammalia; Rodentia; Sciuridae
Source: RefSeq, a predicted model, not a curated record
AUUACAGAUUCCUUCUUCAAAAGGAAUUAAAGAUAUUAAAGUUAAAAAUAUUAAAUCGACAAAUGUUAGGAGUAAGCUUGGCCAUGAAAUGAAAAAUCUUAACAGUCAUAAAAUUGCCAAAGAUGAAAAACCUAAAGUUGAAGUACAGGCAAAGGAAAAGAAGUGGCCUCAUUUACUGGCUCAGAGGGAGAAGAUGAAAGAACUGAACAAAAAAAUUAGAGAGAAUUCUGAAAAACCUGUCUUGGAGAAAUGCCAGAAAAAUCCAUUUUCUCAGGAUUGUAAUUCCAACAGGAUAAUUAAGGAACCUUUUGAAUCUAGAAGGAAAAUCAGCUUCAAAAUCCCAAGAAAAUCUUGUAAUACUCUCCAGAGGGUGGUAGAAGAAAAUGUCUUUAAUUUUGAAUCUAAUAAGUCAAAGACUAAACAAGAGGGAAAAGGUGGCCUGGGAACCUCACGGGUUUCAUUAAAUUUGGCCAGGCACAAAACUGAACGCUUAUUUUCAGAUUCUUCUUGUAAGCAUGAGUGGAAAGGAAAGCAUCAUCAUCAGCGUCAAGAAAGUAAAGAUUCAGUUUCCAAGGAACUGUUUACCCAGAGUUUUGAAACACCGUGUUCUUCAAUGGGACCUGAAAGUAUUCAAGAUACAGAUCAAGAGAUGCAGAUAGUCGAAGAGCUUCAUGCUGCACGCGUGGGGAAAAGUGUGGAUUUACCUGUGGUACCACCUUCUGGAGAGUUAAUGAGUAUGGAAAUUGACUUGGUGGAAGAUGAUGUACAUUCCUCUGCUGGCUUUGAUGGACUUGUGUUAAUAAUUCCCUGGGUUGUUGUGCAAGAGCUAGAUCGUAUGAAGGCAGGGAAACUACUAAAACAUGCGCAGCACAAAGCUAUACCUGCAGUUCAUUUCAUCAAUGACAGCCUCAGAAAUCAGGAUGGAACGCUGUGGGGUCAGUCAAUACAACUUGCAUCUCAAAAACUUUAUGGACUGAGUGAUGAGAACAAUGAUGAUAGGGUAUUAAAAUGCUGUCUUCAGUACCAGGAUUUAUUCCCCUGUUCUCUUGUCAUUCUGUGCACGGAUGAUAGAAAUUUAAGAAACAAAGGCCUAAUAAGCGGUGUGAAGUCACUCAGUAAAGAAGAAUUGAGUGGAGAGCUGUAUAACUUAUCUCUGAACACAGAUUUGUGUCAUCAGCCUUGUGUUUCUAAGCAACGAUUGAAAGCAGAAGCAACACCAGUAGAAGAGAGGUCUGAUGAAAAGUCUAAAAAUUCAGGACUGUCCAUUCGACUUGAACACAUAAUAUCUGAUCUUGAAAAAUCUCUUGGAACAGCUUUAUCUUCAAUAUUAGAAACAGAAAUGAAAAUUGCUUUUGGAAACCUUUGGAUGGAGAUGCUGUACUUGAAACCACCAUGGACUCUAAUACACUUAUUACAGUGCUUUAAAAAACAUUGGUUGGCUGUGUUUGGAUUAGUUAUGAAAAAGAACUUGCUUUUAACUGUUGAGAGACUAUAUGAAAAUCUCUGUAGAGCUAAUAAGGCAGUGGAUUUUACAACAGUGAUCUUCUUGCUUCAGGAUUCUAAAAGUUUGUUACAGGCUUUCAGUACAAGGUCAAAUUAUGAUGGUAUUCUUCCACAGKCCUUUGCUGAAGUGAACAAACUGCUCCAAACAUGUACAGAGGUCAAAACAAAACCGUCGCUAAAUUCUUCAGAAAAUGCAGUGAGUAAAAAACAGGAAGAUAGUUCUUCGAUGAAGUCUCAUAACCAAGAAAUCACUGUUUUCUCCAGUUCUCCUCUUCCCCAACCCAAUAGGCAUCAAGAAAUAUGGUCUAUCCUAGAGAAUCUUUGGAUUACAAUAUAUCAAAACAGUACAGAUGUGUUUCAAAGAUUGGGCUCAAAUUCAACUCUGACUACUUCAAAAAUAGCAUCUUUUGAGGAAGCAUUUAUAUAUCUUCAAAAGUUAAUGGCAGCAGUGAAGGAUAUUCUUGAAGGAAUUCAGAGAAUUUUGGCCCCCAACAGUAAUUAUCAAGAUGUCGAAACUCUCUAUAACUUCCUAAUCAAGUAUGAGGUAAAUAAAAGUGUCACAUUUACUGCCCAGGAACUUUAUGAUUGUGUUUCACAGACUGAGUAUCGGGAAAAGUUAACGAUUGGGUGUCGCCAGCUGUUUGAGAUGGAGUGUACCAUGCAGCAGUGCAAUGCAUCUGUCUAUAUGGAGGCCAAAAACAGGGGAUGGUGUGAAGACAUGCUCAAUUACAGGACUUAAGUGCUGAUUUGUAACUGAAGAGGGAUUGCUUUUGUCAUCAUGAAUAACAGAGUAACUUUCAAUCUGAUUACUUUUUUGAACCAUAUUCUAUAGAGAAUUUUAAAUGUUUUAUAGGUACAAAAAGUGAUACUACUGACAAUCUCAUUGAAGCUCUGAAAAGCUUAAUGCAUCAGUUGUGGGAUAAAUUGUUGAUUCUUCUAGAAUUGACAAUAUGUCCAUACCUCUAUCUGAUACCGAGCCAGUA